AGGAUAUACAACGCAGAUAUAUACGUAGGUAUUCGUAUACGGGAGACCGGUCAGGUGUAUAUCUUGUCGGCGGAUACUUCGGGCUUUUGGGCUUUUCUUACUUCGCAAUUAAGCUCUUAUUACCCGACUCCGACUGUGAUAACAGAUCGUGAUUUAGAGAAAACCAGGGAGGAGACAGUGUUCAGGGAGCAACGAUAG
Molecule: messenger RNA, 198 nt
Organism: Penicillium vulpinum
Lineage: Eukaryota; Fungi; Ascomycota; Eurotiomycetes; Eurotiales; Aspergillaceae
Product: SRF-type transcription factor family protein
Exons: 2
Source: RefSeq, a predicted model, not a curated record